AAUGAUUCCAUUAUAAGUCAAAUAACUCAUUUAUAUCUUAGAACUUCAAUCAUCGUUAAUCAGCUUCUGUUUUAUAUAGAUAAUAUGAAUCCAGAAAACAAUCUCCUGUCACACAUGUUGUUGUUACACAUAAUCCAAGAAGAAGUCAUUAAUUUGAUGGCAGAUCCAAUUCACCUUCCAAAAUUUUAACUACUUCAUAUGUCUAUCCUAAAAUAAUGCAAUCCACAGAAUUGAAAACAAGAAUACCUACUUAAGUAAAUCUAUUCAUUUCUAUUAUAGGGCUAAAGUAUUCCUAUAUAAGAAGCACUUAAAAUCUACUCAUCGAAACAAACUCCAGAUUCUAAUUAUAAUUCAAACAAAGUCUCUUCGUUUCUUUAGGAGAAACUUAAUGAAAGAUCAAAUUACACUAAGACCACAACAGGAGAGAGCUAAGAAGAGGAGAGAUCCUCUAAACAUAGUAUUCUUUUUUGAUUUUGUUAGAACCAUCAAUCAUUUAUUAAAAACAACUUCUUGACAAAGAUUUAUAAAUCAUGUAAUUAUAGAAAGAAAUUAAAUAAAUUAAAGAAUCCAAUGUAAUUAAUUUCAAUUAUAUAUUUAGAAAAAGUAUUAAAAUAUGGAAAAAGAAUAUGAUAAACUUUUAUAAGAAAAUCAAAAAUUGAAAUAAUAAAUCUAAUUAUAACAAGUUCAAAUUACAUAACUUACACAUUAACAAUCUUUAAUCUCUCCAGGAAGACCAUCAGAAUAUGUUAGUGCAUUAAGUGAAUAAGAUAAAUUAAAAAUAAAGACUUUACUAGAAUGUGAAUGA
Messenger RNA from Paramecium pentaurelia, 805 nucleotides. NCBI's taxonomy places the organism in Eukaryota, Ciliophora, Oligohymenophorea, Peniculida, Parameciidae. The record is from the annotation of a GenBank genome assembly.